Messenger RNA from Aspergillus novofumigatus IBT 16806, 2084 nucleotides. RefSeq names its product chaperonin-containing T-complex subunit CCT5. Lineage: Eukaryota; Fungi; Ascomycota; Eurotiomycetes; Eurotiales; Aspergillaceae. Gene Ontology annotation, biological process: protein folding. The record is from RefSeq and is a predicted model, not a curated record. Gene Ontology annotation, cellular component: chaperonin-containing T-complex. The transcript has 11 exons. Gene Ontology annotation, molecular function: ATP-dependent protein folding chaperone; ATP hydrolysis activity; ATP binding. Bases 154 to 1800 code for a protein of 548 amino acids.
GUGAACCCUGGUUGUGUCCAGAUCGUUGAACCUCCCCCUGCCUCAUCAUUGCUUGUUUCAGGGACAUCUUUUGGAAAUUAUCUCACCUUGGUCUCAGGGUGUUCUUCUUGAAACUAUAAGCUGCAAAAUCCUGCCGACUGGCAGACCGUCAAAAUGGCGAUGCAACUUGAUUUGUCUCAAGCUUCUAUUAUGAAAGAUGAACAGGGUCGGCCGUUCAUCAUUGUCCGAGAUCAGGGAAAGAAGAAGAGACAGCACGGCACCGAGGCCGUGAAAUCACACAUUGUCGCUGCCAAGACCGUCGCCAACAUCGUGAAGACUUCUUUGGGUCCCCGCGGUCUUGACAAGAUUCUGAUCUCCCCGGAUGGUGAUAUCACGGUUACCAACGAUGGCGCAACUAUCCUUUCCCAGAUGGAAAUUACAAACAACGUUGCCAAGCUCUUGGUAGAGCUCUCAAAGUCUCAGGACGAGGAGAUCGGUGACGGUACAACCGGUGUCGUUGUCCUGGCCGCGGCUAUGCUCGAGCAGGCGGCCGAGCUGAUCGACAAGGGAAUCCACCCCAUUCGUAUUGCGGACGGAUACGACCAGGCUUGUGAGAUUGCUGUUGCUCAGCUCGACGAGAUUAGCGACGAGAUCCCCUUCACCAAAGAAGAUACCGAGAACCUACUCAAGGUUGCGAAGACCAGUCUUGGUAGCAAAAUUGUCUCGAAAUCUCACGACCAAUUCGCCAAGAUCGCCGUCGAUGCGGUGCUUUCAGUUGCGGAUCUCGAGCGCAAGGAUGUUGAUUUCGAACUGAUCAAGGUAGACGGAAAGGUUGGCGGUGCUCUGGAGGACUCGCUCCUCGUCAAAGGUGUUAUUGUGGAUAAGGAUUUCUCUCACCCCCAGAUGCCCGACGAGGUUACAGAUGCCAAGCUGGCGAUCUUGACCUGCCCGUUCGAGCCCCCCAAGCCGAAGACGAAGCACAAGCUCGACAUCACAUCCGUCGAAGAGUUCAAGAAGCUGCAAGACUACGAACGAGAGAAGUUCACAGAGAUGAUCCAGCACUUGAAAGACUCGGGCGCCAACCUGGUGAUCUGCCAGUGGGGUUUCGACGACGAAGCAAACCACCUUCUACUCCAGAACAAGCUUCCUGCCGUCCGGUGGGUCGGUGGUCCCGAAAUUGAACUCAUUGCCAUUGCUACGAAUGGACGGAUUGUCCCUCGUUUUGAGGACCUGAGCCCGGAGAAACUGGGAACCGCAGGUCGCGUGCGGGAGAUGACAUUCGGUACCACUCGGGAGAAGAUGCUUGUCAUUGAAGAGUGUGCCAACAGCCGUGCCGUUACAAUUUUCGUACGGGGAAGCAACAAGAUGAUCAUUGAUGAAGCCAAGCGCUCGCUACACGAUGCCCUCUGUGUCGUCCGAAACCUCGUCAGAGAUAACCGGGUUGUAUAUGGUGGUGGUGCUGCUGAAAUUGCUUGCUCUCUCGCCGUGGAGGAAGCUGCUGUGAAGAGCCCCGGCAUUGAGCAAUACGCCAUGCGCGCGUUUGCCGAUGCGCUCGAUGCGGUGCCCUUGGCAUUGGCCGAGAAUUCGGGUCUGAGCCCGAUCGAGACACUUGCGGCGAUCAAGUCGCGCCAGGUUAGGGAGAAGAACUCCCGGUUGGGUGUCGACUGCAUGUUGACUGGCAACAACGAUAUGAAAGAGCACUUUGUCAUUGAUCCUCUGAUCGGCAAGCGCCAGCAACUUUUGCUGGCUACUCAGCUCUGCCGCAUGGUUCUUAAGAUCAACAACGUCAUCAUUGCCGGUGAUGAAAGUCAGGAGUUUUAGAUUGUCUUGAUAUCAACUAGCAUAAUUGUCCCGGCUGGUCGUGCUGGGGAGGUAAUGUACCUAUGUGAUUCUAUGUCUAGUGUAGAACAUGGCGGAUGCAUAGAGAAAAAUGUCCAAACGAACGAAACUGAUGACACUUAUACCUAGCAUUUGUACUGUGGUGUGCAGAUGUCGAUUGCAUCUCGUGCCCUCAUUAUUGCUAUAGCCAUUGACCAGAGGCCAAGCGCAGCAUAAAUUUUUCGGACUACAGCCAAGACCAGCCGUUGUAGCAAGUAGCAAGAUCU